Messenger RNA from Triticum turgidum subsp. durum (durum wheat), 282 nucleotides. NCBI's taxonomy places the organism in Eukaryota, Viridiplantae, Streptophyta, Magnoliopsida, Poales, Poaceae. The record is from the annotation of a GenBank genome assembly.
AUGGCCACUCCAAGAUUUCUCGCCGUCAUCCUCGUCGCGGCUCUCCUCGCGCUUUCCUUCUCGCAAGGGGCGGCGGUGGUGGUGGAGGGCAGGAAGGUGCAGGUGAUGAGGGCGGUGGGGCGGUGGCGCUCGCCCCUCCGCGGCGUCCGGUUGCAGGAGCAGCAGGAGGGCGGCGGGAUGGUGUCGACGGUGAUGGACUACUCGGAACCCAAGGCCAACACCAACCCCCGCGGCAGCGUGCCCGCCGCGCCGGAGGACCCCACCUCGCCGCCGUGGCACUGA